AUGUGUGUCGGUCUGGUUCCCGUCGUAUUUUUUCCAUACAUCGCAUAUUAUUCCCGAGGUCUUUUUGAUUAUUUACAACUAGAUACAACUGUUGUGGUAUAUUCUAUGGGUACUGGAUUUGCAGGUAAUGGAGGAGCCGGAGUUUUUCUGAGAUUUUUGAAGUUAGAGUAUGCGUUCAAUCAUUUGCUGUUUUGGUUCGGAGUGUUCCUCUCAAUGAUCACUCUGUUUGCCUAUCGCCACCAAAGCAUUCUUCCUCAAUCUCAUUUUCUAAAAAUCAAAACUACAAAUUUCGCAACACUUGUAAUCUUAAUACACUUCAUGACUUUUUUGUUUACCAUCCCAUUUCUCGCCACUUUCCCUGACCAGGAAGUUUCCCUGAAUGCUCUUCAAAGAGUGUACAGUAAUCCACCAUGUGAUCUCUGGCAUUCGCGAAUAGUUAUUUUUUGGUUCGGGAUGAUUAAGCAGAUCAUUGGAUAUGUAGUCUUUCUCACUCUUUGUAGUAAUCUUAUAGUUGGUAUUGUAUUCCACAGUUUUCGUAUCAUGAAAGCCUACAAAACCCUAACUUCCAAGAACACAAGGAAACGGCAGAUGGGGUUCUUAUAUGCAUUGAUACUGACGGCGACUAUACCGAAUGUGUUUUUGUUCGCACCGACUAUGGUUUUCAUAUUAUGUAGCAUUCACUCUCAUUCUUACAAUGCAGUUCCUGGAGACAUAAUAGUGUGUAUUGUUGGUCUUCAUGGGCUUCUGUCUACAGUAACCUUCAUUCUGAGCUAUAAGCCUUUUCGAAUGGAGCUGGUUCAUUGUAUGAGACGGUGUUUUUUUUGGAAAUCGCAGACAAAGCAAAAGAUCAUACGCUGUGAGCAGAUGACAAAAAGUGUCAGAUACUGA
This is a messenger RNA of Caenorhabditis briggsae, 888 nucleotides long. The record is from RefSeq and is a predicted model, not a curated record. The transcript is spliced from 5 exons. The coding region runs from base 1 to 888 and encodes 295 amino acids. Lineage: Eukaryota; Metazoa; Nematoda; Chromadorea; Rhabditida; Rhabditidae.